GCAGACAAGGACGUCAAAAAGCCGACACGGACAGCAAAAAGAGGACACGGCCGGCAAAAAGGACGACAAGGACGGCAAAAAAGACGACGCGGCCGGCAAGAAAGACAAAGACGGCAAAAAAGACGACAAGGACAGCAAAAAAGACAAGGACGUCAAAAAAGAGGACAAUGACAGCAAAAAAGAGGACAAGGACGGCAAAAAAGACAAGGACGUCAAAAAGGACAAAGACGGCAAAAAAGACGACAAGGACGGCAAAAAAGACGGCCACGGUGGCAGUGCUGCUGUUCUCUCCAGUCUGCUUGUCCUCGCCACGGUCACGGCGGCGGCGGCGGUAAUGCCGCUUUGA
Trypanosoma conorhini is the source of this 346-nucleotide messenger RNA. RefSeq lists its product as uncharacterized. Lineage: Eukaryota; Euglenozoa; Kinetoplastea; Trypanosomatida; Trypanosomatidae. The annotation marks the transcript as partial. The record is from RefSeq and is a predicted model, not a curated record. The transcript has a single exon.